CGGAGAGUCAUCUCCAGCCCUCUCCUCACUGGACAACGGACGCCCAGCUCCGUGUUGUGAAGCCAUCAGCUCGCCUUUUCCGCUUUCCCGCCCUCCUUCCCUUUCUUCCCCUCAUGAGGGGGUGGUGGUUUCUGUGCGUGGUUUCUGGUGAGGGGUCUAUCUGUCGUUCGCGUGGAGAAUUAUUCACUGUCUCGUCGAGGGGAGGAAGGAGGGGAGAGGAGAGGAGAGACCUGGACCAGGAGAUAUAGAUCGAGUACUUUAUAAUAUAUAACACCCCCCCGAGAACCUUGGUAGCAAUCAAUUCCCCCAAGUUCCUCUCCCAAAGCUAUCCUUCCACCAAUCACAUACCUAAAUCGUUCUAUCAAAAUGGCCGCUCCCUCCCUCCACCCGCUCGUCGACAACGGCGUCUCGCAAGGAAAAGCCAACUUCCCAGGCGGGAACCUCUACUGCCACUGCCCCUCCAACAAAGUCACCGUCAAGCUCACCUCGGACGUCCUCCACAACCACGCCUGCGGGUGCUCCAAGUGCUGGAAGCCCGCGGGCUCGCUCUUCUCCGUCGUCGGCGUGGUGCCUACCUCUGCGCUGUCUGUUACUGCGAACAACGACAAGCUGUCUAUUGUUGACAAGAGUGCGCCGAUCCAGCGCUAUGCUUGCACUGGGUGUGGCGUGCACCUGUUUGGUCGGAUUGAGGUCGACCACCCGUUCAAGGGAUUGGACUUUGUGCAUGUUGAGCUGAGUGAGGGGAAGGGUAAGGAGGGGUGGCAGGGCGUGCAAUUCGCGGGCUUUGUGUCCAGUCUUAUUGGGCAGGGGUUGGAUCCGGAGGUUGUUCCCGGUGUGCGUGAGAGAUUGGGCAAGUUGGGUCUGCAGAGUUAUGAUGCCCUUAGCCCGCCGCUGAUGGAUGCUAUUGCGACGUAUACUGCGAAGAAGGAGGGGGUUGUGUUUAAGCCCUCCCUUUAGAUUAUGAUGUGAUGAUGAUGAUGACGGCGAUGUUGGUUGUUUAUUACUGGUGAGGGGUAAAAUGUUAUAACAAGGGUUUAUGUUAUGUCUCCAAGAGACGGGGAGUAUCCUGUAUUAUAGCAAAUGAAAGCAUUCUACAGGGAAUUUUAUUUCUGUUGCUCUGUGCAUUGGCUUGUAUAAGCUUCGUAUAGCCACAACUUCGCUCAGCUCUUGGAGAUAACGGAGGGAUAUUUAGCACGAGGGCUGUCCAAGAAAGAUGUCCUUGCAGCUACGAGAUAAAAUAGACAAGGUAGAGCUAGUCAUUGAGCGAAGCAUAGUAUGUACAAU
Messenger RNA from Aspergillus versicolor CBS 583.65, 1284 nucleotides. RefSeq lists its product as uncharacterized. The record is from RefSeq and is a predicted model, not a curated record. Lineage: Eukaryota; Fungi; Ascomycota; Eurotiomycetes; Eurotiales; Aspergillaceae. The transcript has a single exon. Gene Ontology annotation, biological process: formaldehyde catabolic process. Bases 367 to 957 code for a protein of 196 amino acids. Gene Ontology annotation, molecular function: zinc ion binding; S-(hydroxymethyl)glutathione synthase activity.